AUGUCUCAAAACGACUUCAAGACCGUCUUCACGCCUCUCCCUCGCCUGAAAGGUGAAUCCAACUGGAACACAUGGCGCAUGCUUGUUACAGCGACCCUGCGAGGAUACGACUUCGAGAUAUUCCUCGAGACUGACGUCCCUCGCCCUGCUGACCCUAUCGCUGCAGAGGAAUGGAGAAAGAACCGUAACGUCACGUAUGGUCUCCUCAUGAACGCCAGCGAAUCGGUUCUUGACAGACUCUGCACAGCGGGUUGGGUUGACGAUGGAAACCCUUACGAAUUGUGGCAGGCGCUCGAGAAGCACAUUCCGAGAAUCUCACAAGACGCCACAGCUGCCCUUGUUGACGAGUUUGCCAAGACCACCGCCAACGAUCACAAGACUCUUCACGAUGCCCUCAAUCGCUGUCACCACCUCAGAAAGCGUAUUGAGACCAUUCACGGUCGUCUGCCAGACUCCUUCCUCGCUGUUUUCCUCCUUAACUUCUUUAAGGACCGACUUCCCGAUACGUACAAGCAUUUCACAUCGAAGGGCGCCACCCAUCCCACGUGGAAUGAGGUGGCUGAUACGAUUUACACACUUGCCCAAGACGAGGAUCAAAAGCGCAGUUAUGCCACUAUUCGCAACACACCUGGAGGCAAGUCUGCUGGCAGUGGGGGUCCUGCCUCUCCAGCCGUCACCACCACCGUCACCUCCACUGUCACUGCCUCCAAGGAAAAGAAGAAGUGCGACCACUGCAACUGUGAUCACGAGACCACAAAGUGCUAUGUCGCCCACCCCAAUCUCAUCCCUCUACACUACGUCAACCGGGAUAAGUUGAUUGAAAAAGCGAGAAAGCACGUGUGUGGCGAUCGCUGCCGCUGGGAUCAGCCUACUUCUGUUGAUGGCACCCGCCAGACUGUUGUCAGAGCGUCACCUGCCAUCUUGGGUCAGUCUGCCCUUGCCUCCAUCGCCAGCCCAGCAGUUUUCACUGCUGCCCGCGAUGACCUCAUCACCCGAGACGAUAUCGUUCUCGAUUCUGGUUGUACUACUUCAACCUUUAACAACUUGCGAUAUUUCGUUAAGUACGCUGAAAAGAGCGAUUUGACACCUUCCACUUCUGCCUCCGGCGCCCCAGUCCGGUCACUUGGCGUGGGCACCGUCUUCUUCCAGACCCUAGACCCCACCAACCCUAACGUUAUUCACGAUUGGACACUUCACAACGUUGAGUAUAACCCUUCCAGCCCGGCCAACUUACUCAGCCCUGGAAAACUUCGUCGUGAUCACGUGGAAUAUGAUUGGCAGACCUCAAGCCUCAUACACGUGACACAGCGCACUUCCCUUGCCAAAGUUCAUUGGGUUUCUGACGUCUGCGUCGUUGAGACUCAUGAUACUGGAAAUCACGUGCCUCGAGAUAUUGCUGUCAGCCUCGCCGCCUUCCGGGCUACCCAGCGACCGUCUCUUGAACUGAUGCACCGCCGGCUGGUUCACGCCCACCCAUCACGUGUUGUGGAGGCUUGCCGCCGUGUUGGCAUUCGGUUCACAACGUCAGAAAUUGACGCUUUCUUCUGGAACCGUCAGGUUCUACACCUCAUGGAUAAGUAUAGUGGUUACCACUGGGUUGUUUUUCUGCCCAACCACAAGUUUGCCACCAUCCUGGCAGCUAUUAAGAAAUGGGAUACUGAAUUCUAUAGUCUCACCGGCCUCAAGCCCAAGGUUUGGGUUUCUGACAAUGCUCCCGAGCUAAUCAAGGUUUUCAACGACCCCUACUUCGAGGGUACUCGCCACAACACGACUAUUGCCCACACGCCUUCCAUGAACGGUACUAUUGAGCGUGCUGGUCGUACCAUCGUCGAAGGCGCCCGGACACAGCUGAUUGACAUGUCCCUUCCAGAGGAACUGUGGGAUUACAGCAUCGAUUCGGUGACUCAGAUUCUCAACCUCUUGCCCACACCCUCCAAGGGUAACUUGAGCCCUCACGAGAUCAUGGCGAGAGAACUGAACUUGGCUGCUGAACGAGAGGCACCCCACAUUGAACAUCUCCGAACGUUUGGCUGUGCUGCCUACGUACACAAGAAGGGCCCUCGACGCCCUAUGCGCUCUGCCAAGAUGGAACCACGAGCAAUCAAGGGAUUCCUCGUCGGUUACGGUUCUCUUCGUGGCCACAUUUACUACGUUUACCUGCCUGAUCGAAAGGAGGUUAUUCGCUGCAGAGAUGUUCGAUUUCGUGAGGAACCGCACAAGACAGUGUUGCCUCCAACUACUGGCACACCCAACAUUGAUGAAAUUGAACAUGAUGCUGCGUUUGUCGAACCAGAUAUCAUCAUCCAGUACACCAUCCGUCAGAAGCCUAUUGAAGGUGAAAAACCCGUGACUGGUGAUCCCAAACCAGAUGAGACCAUCGUUGAAAAAGCGAUGGCACCCACUGAUACACAUCUCAUGUCUCCGCCACCAGAGAACCUGUUGGAGACCACUGCUACACCUCGUGACAGCAUUACUAACGAAUUGAAUGAUGACGAAUUCGUCGCUUCCGUGGAAACAAUGGAAACUGAUCACCAGGACCCUGAUUCCCUCUCCACGAUUGUUGAGGAAGCAACGAGUCAACCGGCAGAGUCCUCUCGACCUCGCCGCGCCUCAGCCCAGCGACCACCUGGUCACUACCGAGCCGCCAGUGGCGUACGCUCCUAUGCUAAAAAGACUUUUCUAUCUGCUGACAUUCCAGCUUCACUAACUUCUCGUCAAUUCUCUCUCAGCGUGCUUUCUGCUACUGCCCUUUCGAAAGUCCUACCCGACGGCGUGGUGAUCCCGAAGUCCUACCGUGAGGCGCAGAAGAGCCCACAGUGGCCCCAGUGGGAACAAGCCUUCGAACGAGAGAUGACUCAAUUCACGGAAAAGGGGGUUUACGAAGUCGUUUACCCACCACGUGACGCUAAAGUCCUGCCCGGCAAGUGGGUAUGUGACAUCAAAACCAACAAAAACAACGAAAUCGUGCGCUACAAGGCCCGAUAUGUGGUUUGUGGAAACCACGAGAAAGGUGACUGGUCAUCGCAAGAGGUUUACGCUGCAGUUGCCUCUGCCACCGCAACCCGCCUUUUCUUCGCAGUUGUCGCACUUCUCGAUCUUGAAUACGAAGUAUAUGAUUUCGACACUGCUUUCCUAGCCGCCUCGAUUCCAGAGGGGGUUAAGGUGUACGUCCGGCCCCCCGCUGGCUACGCCACUGCAGACAACAAGGUUUGGCUGCUCCACAAGGCACUCUAUGGAUUGAGAAAAUCACCACUUUGGUGGUUUCGACUUAUCAAGGGUGAAAUGGAACGAAUUGGCUUCACUGCUGUUGAUGGGGAGGUUUGUCUCUUCGUCAAUCACAAGAUUAAAGCGUACGUUCUUAUGUACGUCGACGACAACGCCAUCGCCGCUCCCAACAAGCAAGUCAUGAUGGAAGUUCGUCGUCUCCUCGAGAAGGUCUGUUCUCUUAAAGACCUCGGCGAGGCUACCGAUUUUCUCGGUUUCCAGAUUGAACGCGACAGAGCUGCCGGUAAGAUUUUCGUUUCCCAAGCCAAGUACGCAAAAGCAGUGCUUCAACGAUUCGACUUUGAUGGUUUGAGUGCUGUCAAGACGCCUAUGGCGACCACUGACGAUCUGCCCGUCACCUGGGACAAGAACGAGUGCUCGCUUGACGAACAACAACUUUACAUCGAACAAACCGGCUGCCUUAACUUCCUGGUGGCUGGAACUCGCGUUGACAUGGCCUACACCGUCAGUAAAUUUGCCAACGGCUACGACAACGUCAUGAACCCACUCAACGAGGCACGAACCCGCCACAUCGACGUCCGAUACAAAUGGAUCAUACAGGAGGUUCACACUGCGAAAAGCAUCGAACUCCGACUCAUCAAGGGCGCUGAUAUGGCCGCCGAUGGACUCACGAAGCCACUGGUUGCGGUCAAACACAAGGAAUUCGUUCGUUUGUUGGGCAUGGCGGAGGGAUUGGAUUGA
Molecule: messenger RNA, 3966 nt
Organism: Colletotrichum truncatum
Lineage: Eukaryota; Fungi; Ascomycota; Sordariomycetes; Glomerellales; Glomerellaceae
Source: RefSeq, a predicted model, not a curated record